AUGGUUACCUCAGCCACUAAAAAGGUUUCAUCAACCCCUAGUGAACAGGCUGUGCUCAAAGCCUGGAUCAAAUCAUCAAACUUCCCAUUCUUGGGCACAGUAACAGUGAACGGGGAUGGCUUACUACUGCCAUCAGCUUUUAUCACAGUCAAUGUCAUUGUCCGCAUAGAUGAUGACGGCAGAGUUAGGCCCAGUGUACCAGUUUCAAAUGAAUUUCCAAGAAGCUUAGAAGAACUGCUUCGAGCAGAACUAGAACUACUGUUGAUUCCAAAGAGAAAGUGGGGUGGGUUCAACAAUUCAAAGAUGCAUAAUCAUAUGGAACAAUAUGAUUCAAGAAAAGCAGCGUUGUCUGCCCAGAAAAAUCCCAAACCCGUAUCUGAUGAGGGUGGAGUUAACCGUCAGUUUCCAAUAAAGAAAAGAAUGUAUACUGCUAUAAUGCCAGAACACAACAAUGAGCGCUAA
Molecule: messenger RNA, 462 nt
Organism: Striga asiatica
Lineage: Eukaryota; Viridiplantae; Streptophyta; Magnoliopsida; Lamiales; Orobanchaceae
Source: the annotation of a GenBank genome assembly